Formica exsecta is the source of this 2197-nucleotide messenger RNA. RefSeq lists its product as uncharacterized. Gene Ontology annotation, molecular function: cyclin-dependent protein serine/threonine kinase regulator activity. Bases 211 to 2139 code for a protein of 642 amino acids. Gene Ontology annotation, biological process: mitotic cell cycle phase transition. Lineage: Eukaryota; Metazoa; Arthropoda; Insecta; Hymenoptera; Formicidae. The transcript is spliced from 10 exons. The record is from RefSeq and is a predicted model, not a curated record.
GAAAUCCGUAGGGAUAACGCGCGUCACACAGUUAAAUCAAACAUUUUAUUACUUAUAUUUAUCAAAAUUUUGUAAAUAUAGUUUGCGAACAUAUUUAUUCUUUUGUAAUUAUAGUGUUCCUCAUUAAUAAUCGAAGUACUUAAUUACAUCACAUAUAUAUAUAUAUAUUUGUGUAGCUGUGGGUGUGGAGGGAUACGUGCGUAUAUUUGAAUGUGUGCACGCGCGUGUAUAAUAUAUAUAUAUAUAUAUAUAUAUAAUAAAUAUAUUUAUCAGAUCAUGUCGGCAAAUAUUCUUCGAUCGCAAUAUCGUAGUAAUGAAUUAAAGAAUGCCGCAAAAGAAUGCGUGUCUACAAAUAAAGAAAAUAUGCAAGUGCAAAAAGGUAACAGUGUUGCCAAAGAUAAAAAUGGGUGUAAAAACAACAAAGGAUUAUCGUUAAAAACAAAAUAUUCUCUGCCAAAUUCUACAACACAAAUGCAAAAGUCUUUUCUGGGUGAAACCAAAUUCAAAAUUCAUAACGAUAAUGAGGAACAUUCCAGAUCACGCCCGCGCGUGCGAAAAGAUAUAUGCCAUACGGCCAUUUCAUAUAGAGCACGUUCUUCAAGCAACUGCCGAAAUAGAGUUUCUUCAGAUAAAAAAGACAAUAUAAACAGCAAAUUAUUUCAGAGAUCUCGUUCUGAAAGUAGAAACAUUCCGCCGCAGAAUGCACAAUGCGUUAGAAGAGUAUUGUCACACGCACAUAUUCCAAAAACCAGACAUCUUUCAGCUGAAGUUAAAAGGCGAACAUUUACAAGCAUUGAGAUGUGGAAAGACAAAAUGAGGAAACCAUACACCGGUACCGUGCCUAAGAACUUGGCGGGCAAAUAUCCUAAUGUACUAAAUGUAGAUCAAAUCCAUACUAAAAUCAAGCAACGAAAAAGUUCUAUCGCUGAACCUACCAAAAUUCUAUUUCAAAGAUCAUCGAAUCUUCAAUCCGAGAUAGAUCGCAAGCAAAAUCAAAAUAUCAAGGACUCGACGUUUUCUUGGGGGACUGUAAUGAAAUGUUUACCAAGCGAAGAUGUGCCAAAUCUCACAAACGAGAUCGCUAAAAAUGAUGAACAAAAUUAUCGAUUGAAUAUUAGAUUUGGAGCAAACAUUCCUAGGACUUCCAUAACACCUCUAGAUAGUUCUUUGCUUCCAUUAAUAACUCCGACAAAGGUUCGUUACUUAAAACGUGAGGAGGCGCAUUAUAAUGACAAAUUAUCAAUCAAAAAAGAAGUCCCCGAAGAUAUUUAUCCGUACGAGUAUGAUUAUUUGGAAGAUGUGCCACAUAUGGAACGCGAAAGGGAAGACAAUGCUCCCAAAUUAUCUUUUCGUUUUCUGAAGCAAAGCGUAAACGCAGAUCAAAGAAGAAUUAUCGUAGGAUAUUUGAUUCGUCUUGGAGUACACUGCCAGUACUCGUCGAAUAUUAUUUAUCAAACUGUCAAGUUAUUCGAUAUCACUAUUGACAGAAUUUUGGUAGAAACUGAUAAUAUACAAUUAAUGGCUUUAGCGUGUCUGUGGAUAACUCUUAAGCGAGAAUUAACUAGUUAUAAAAUACCAUCGGCGACUACAAUAGUGAAAAUGGCAAAGGAUUUAUAUAUAAACCAGGAGAAAAAUUUAUUAAUCUAUGAGAAGAAGAUUAUUUCAGCUGUUAAAUUCAAUUUUAGAUUUGCCGAUCCCUACUCAUUGCUUUUCUAUUAUAUACUGGAUGUGACACGAGAUAAGAAAUGUAAUAUUAAUUCAAGCGACAUCCCAUGCAUUUACUUUUGCGGUAGUUACUUGCUAGAUAUAUCUAUGUUAGAUGAAAAUUUAUGUGAUCGAUCAGUAUGUGUUCUGGCCAUUGCUGCGGCUGAAUUAUCACUUUACUCUGUAUAUUCUGAUAAUACUAAUAUGCAUAAAUGGUGUAAACUACGGAGACGCAAAUAUUCGCUCACAGAAUGUGAAGAGAUGGCGAUGAGUUUUACAAAACAGAGUAUAAUACAACAGGCUGUAGAAUCUGAUAAAUUUGGUUCAAAUAUUGUAUACAAAAAAUAUUUGCGUACUAAACACGGAAGAGUUUCCAAUUUUCUUCUUGAUAAAAUGAAGAAAGCUUUUAUACCUAGAGACACUAAUAAAUUGUAAUAUAAGCUUUUUUAUGAAAGAUUAUGAUAUUAAAUAUUAAAUUUUAUAAACAUUUAUU